AAGAAGUAGAAGAUUGAGAAAACGAAAAGAAAAAAACAUCAUCACACUUCCGUACUGCUCAAACGAGUCCUACUGGCUUCUACUUCUCAUUCACGACAAGCGACUAACAAAUCAUGAUUAUGCCACCGUGACUGUUUGCCGCCACGAAAUACCCACUUAAACAUAAACUUCUUUCAUCAUUGCAUGCUCAACAUUCUUCAAUCUCCCAUUCUGAUCCUCAAAAUACACCUACAACAACAUGAACCCAUCAUCGGCACCUCCUUCCGGCUCUGAAUCGCUGGGGCUCUCGCGACAGAAAUCAAGUAGUUCGUCUGCACAGAAGGCGAGUGCUAGCGGUGCGUCGUCUGGCACGGAAACUACAGCUGCGCGUGAGCAAGUUUCAUUGCCUUAUGACUUGGAUUCAUCUUCCUGAUGGGCUUAGAUCUUCUUCUAUCGCAAUCUUGCCAUAUGCUGCGUCUCGGUUGAGGCUGGGCUUAGAUCUUCUUCUAUCGCAAUCUUGCCGUAUACUGCGUCUCUAUCUUCCUCCACUAAUUCCCGUACUCCUCUUUAAUUCCCGCACGAAUCGGCAGAUGGUGCUGAUGGUCCCGGUUUCGUCGGUAUUGAGGUCGGAAAACGACGACUCGAUGAGCUAGGGCUGUUCUUUACUUCAUCCGAGUUGAGGACUGUCUUCGAGGAUGAUAUCUUGAUCCGUGAAGCUCAAGAGCGGAUACAAAGACUUCAUGUGAAGCCGGUAUUUUUCCUUUCGCAGAAUGCAAUUCUUGCAAACUGUAACAGUUUCGUGAUCCCAUUCACUGUUGCUACUACUGCAUCUUGUUGAAGUUGACUAUAAAACAAAUAUAGAUAUUUAGCAGCUACUAUCACGGAUGAAGUGAAUCAGUUCAAGGACAUGGGAUUUGUGACUACUUACGAUGGGGAUGGACUGACAAUACUAGCGUGGUCUCAAGGAGGAAACGAAUAACAAAUAUAUUUAAUAUCGAGCAUCACCAGAAGAAUGGUUCGACCAACAGUAAUGCCACGACCACCACGAGUAGUACAUGCUCGUCUAUCCACAUCCCAAGGGUCUUCAUCUUCACCUUCAGAUCGUCCAAGCGGCUACUAUCACGGAUGAAGUGAAUCAGUUGUGGGCUCGCGCCUCUUCAGAAGAAGAAUUAGAGAGGAGACAUAAAGCAAGGCUUGAGACUCUCGCAUGUAGAACGGUGUAUGACGAGCACGCUUUAUGAUAAGAGGAUGCAUUGACAACUCAAUGGAGGACUGAAAGUACAGAAUGCGUAGCUUCCUUGUGCCCUAGUACGCCUACAGGUUCGAGUAAUUAUGCUUUGUCUCGUUACUCUUUGUGCAGAUCAUAAUGCAUGUACAACUUCUAGUUCCUUGAGUCAGGACGUGCACUCUCUAACGACCCUUCCUCCUCCACCACCCGAAGAGAAGGGCAAGAAGAAGAAAGCCGACGCAGCCGCUUCGACAGGAAAUAAGGAUGAAGCGAGACCAAUACCACCAGCCAGACUGCGACAGAUAGAGACGCUUUUAAAAAAGGAUCCCAGGCUUCGAAAUGGUUUACGUACAGCAUUAAGAUCAAUCAAAGCAGCUCAAGCAGACGCGCAGUCGGAGGAGAAGAGUGGUAUUCUACUCGUUGAAGAUCCUAAUUAAGGGUUUCCGAAUUGCAUUCCUCACGACUACCAUCCCUGGCGCUUUUCCUAGUUGAAAAGAAGCCGGGGAUGUUCUGAGGAGUGUAAUUCCGUAACCUCUAAAUUAAGGAUGGAUUGAACAGAUCAUCAUCCACUUCUUGAAAGAUUCCAUCUGCUUCCUGAAUCCGACUUACUUUUUCUGAUUCAACAUCUUUCAUCUUCUUUUUUCCAUCCCGAAACCACAACAUCUGCGCCUCGUCCUCUGCCUUUUCCCAUUAGGUACUGUUACCGAUCGCGUAAAGCGCGCUCUUUCUGAACGCUACAGGAAAGCGCGUGAAUCCCAGUGGUCAGUGCCUACAACUGUAAAAAAUGAGUUCGAGAAACGCAAUGAGUUAUUGAUGGCUGACUCGAAUACGGAGUAUUUUUUUAAGCAACGCCGAUUGUUGAUGACGCUGGCUGCGGGGUCGUAGGGCGGGAAAGGCAUUGGGAGAUGAUGGAAGGAAAGAUUUUUGAGCGCAUUCUCUAAGACAAAUAUCUGGUGAACGUACUUCGCACAUAUUCUUGGUACUUCUACGCACUCUAUCUCUAGCAGUCAAUUAUGCGAUGAUACUACUCCGGCUAACAAACUUCACUUUUCCCCUGUAUCUUCGUUCUACCACCAUGCACAGCGAUGUAUUCAUCGAUUGUACUGAAAGAAAAAGAAAAGCCUCACUAUCUGAAUCGACUACGACUUGAUUCUAUUACUUCUGAUGGUUUCGCCGCUGAAGGGAAUAACUAAUCUACAAUUCAUCUUCCUUGUCGAAGGGAUGUUUCGCCACUGAAGGGAAUAACGAGUCUACAAUUUAUCUUCCUUGUCGAACGGAUACGGAUAAGCAUCUAAUAACCAGCAAACCAGCAUGAUUCUACUUGACCAAAGGUGUUACAACAAUCA
Molecule: messenger RNA, 2553 nt
Organism: Amoebophrya sp. A25
Lineage: Eukaryota; Dinophyceae; Syndiniales; Amoebophryaceae
Source: the annotation of a GenBank genome assembly